This is a messenger RNA of Diabrotica balteata, 1340 nucleotides long. NCBI's taxonomy places the organism in Eukaryota, Metazoa, Arthropoda, Insecta, Coleoptera, Chrysomelidae. The record is from the annotation of a GenBank genome assembly.
CAGUUAGUUGUGUUGAAAGUGCUAGUCAUUUAAUAUCAAUAGAAAAUUAGAAAAGAUUUUGUCGAAUAUUUUUGUAUGAAGCAGCUCUGAGAACAGUAAAAAUGGUGUUAGAAAGUACUAUGAUUUGUGUCGAUAAUAGCGACUACAUGAGGAAUGGAGAUUUCCUACCCAGUAGACUCCAAGCUCAACAAGAUGCAGUAAAUUUAGUAUGUCAUUCUAAAACAAGAUCAAAUCCAGAGAAUAAUGUUGGUUUGUUAACGUUGGCAAAGGUAGAAGUCCUAGCAACACUGACCAGUGAUGUGGGUCGUAUUUUAUCUAAAUUACAUCAAGUUCAACCAAACGGGGAAAUAAACUUACAUACUGGUAUCAGAAUAGCUCACCUAGCUCUAAAACAUCGUCAAGGAAAGAAUCACAAAAUGCGCAUUGUAGCUUUUGUCGGAAGUCCUGUAGCUAGCGAAGAAAAAGAGUUAGUUAAAUUAGCAAAGAAGCUAAAGAAAGAAAAGGUUAAUGUAGAUCUUAUCAGUUUUGGGGAAGACUCAAUCAAUUCAGAGGUUUUGACAACAUUUGUUAAUACCCUAAAUGGUAAAGAUGGCACUAGCAGCCAUUUAGUUACAGUUCCCCCAGGUCCUCAUCUAUCUGAUGCUUUGAUUUCUUCUCCAAUUAUACAAGGUGAAGAUGGUACAGGUGCAACUGGUUUGGGAGGAUCAGGGUUUGAAUUUGGGGUCGAUCCUAAUGAAGAUCCAGAAUUGGCUUUGGCUCUUCGUGUGUCUAUGGAAGAACAACGCCAGAGACAAGAAGAUGAAGCUAGAAGAGCUAAAGAUGCCUCUAAUACUGAAUCUGGACCAAAAACUGAGGGAAAUGCAGCUCUAAAAGAAGAACCUAGUGAGGAAGCUUUAUUGGAAAGAGCUCUGGCUAUGUCAAUGGAACAAGGGGAUGAACAAAAUGUAACAGUAGCUAGAGCUCCUGUUGAUUUUGCGAACAUGACUGAAGAAGAACAGAUUGCUUUUGCUAUGCAAAUGUCCAUGCAGGAUGCCCAGGAAAACUCUGCUGGUGCUUCAGCCUCCAAGUUGGAGCCUAUGGAAGUUGAAGGAGAUGAAGACUAUUCAGAAGUGAUGAAUGACCCAGCUUUCCUUCAGAGUGUCCUAGAGAACCUUCCUGGUGUAGAUCCCCAAUCUGAAGCAAUCCGCCAAGCAGUGGGAAGUCUCAAAGAUAAGAAAAAGGAUGAAAAGUCUGAAGACAAACAAAAGAAGUAGUAGACUAUUCAUUGUAGUUUUUUUUUCAUUUACAUAUUUACUUACAUUUGUAUUUAAUUUCAAAUAAUAAAAUAGUGGUAUGCUUAA